CAAGGUAUACAUCUUGGACUACUAGGUCUAGUCUCAGUACUGGUUAACUACUCAAUUCACACAAGAUUGAUGGAUAAACCGGCACCCGUGACGAUGUUCAUUCAGACCGAUACAACCAGAUUCCGGGAGCUUGUUCAACGGUUAACCGGACAAUCCCCAGGCAAUGAAGGGGAAGCACCGAAGGUCACAGGAUUCAAGAGGUCAAUGUCCAAACUCCAUGAAAGAAGGAAAUACAUGAUCUCAAAGCUCAAGGUAGCUAAACCCGGUUUGCAAAUCAAACCAGGUUCAACCAUUCUCCAACAUUCAAUAGCUGGGUUUCAUUCCCCUUGUGAGUCCAUUAAAUUCAGCUUCAUUGCAAGCCCUUUGAGCACCCCAUCAAAGGCUUUCUCAAACCUUUCCAUCAAAGGAGAAGAAGAAGAAGAAGAAGAAGGGAAGUGGGUAUUGCCUGAGAUUGACAGAGAAGAAGAAGAGAAAGCUAUCAAAGAAAGAAGGUUUUACUUGCAUUCUUCACCCAGGUGCAGACCGGGAAAUUCUGAACCAGAAUUACUUCACUUGUUUCCACUCAUCUCUCCCAAAAAUGUCUCGUGAAUUUUAAAAUUAUAGUUGGGAAAGUCCAGAGAGAUUUUAUGGCGGCGUUUGGUUAUUAUUGUUGUUCUUCUUCUUCUUCACUUUUAGUGUAGUCAGUGUGUUCUUUAGGUAUAGUUUUGAUGAAUGUAUUUCAGAAUUUUGAAAUCCUUAAAUAUAAUUUACAGAAUAAAGUUUUCCUA
Macadamia integrifolia is the source of this 767-nucleotide messenger RNA. RefSeq names its product VQ motif-containing protein 31-like. The record is from RefSeq and is a predicted model, not a curated record. The coding region runs from base 70 to 588 and encodes 172 amino acids. The transcript has a single exon. NCBI's taxonomy places the organism in Eukaryota, Viridiplantae, Streptophyta, Magnoliopsida, Proteales, Proteaceae.